GCCUUCCUCAUCUAGCUCUGCUGUCGACACCUGGGCACACAGGUCUUCACUGGUGCUCUGUGCAGAGGCCAUCUCAUUCUGAGGACUACACAAAGAUAGCCAGAGGAAGAGGGUAGAGCUAAGCCAUGAACAUUGUCUUGGAUAUCCUCCUGCUUCUGGUCACCAUCAUCUACUCCUACUUGGAGUCAUUGGUGAAGUUUUUCCUUCCCCGAAGGAGAAAAUCUGUGGCUGGAGAGAUUGUUCUCAUUACCGGAGCUGGGCAUGGAAUAGGCAGGCUGACUGCCUAUGAAUUUGCAAAGCGGAAAAGCAGACUGGUUCUUUGGGAUAUUAAUAAGCAUGGUGUUGAGGAAACUGCAACUGAAUGUCAAAAAUUAGGGGCCACUGUGCAUGCAUUUGUGGUCGACUGCAGUAGCCGAGAGGAGAUUUACAGCUCCAUGAAUCAGAUAAAGAAAGAAGUGGGUGAUGUAACCAUCGUGGUGAAUAAUGCUGGAGCAAUAUAUCCAGCUGAUCUUCUUAGUACCAAGGAUGAGGAAAUUACCAAAACAUUUGAAGUCAACAUCCUGGGACAUUUUUGGAUCAUAAAAGCACUUCUUCCUUCAAUGAUAAAGAGAAAUUACGGCCACAUUGUCACAGUGGCUUCAGUGUGUGGCCAUGGAGUAAUUCCCUAUCUUAUCCCAUAUUGUUCCAGCAAAUUUGCGGCUGUUGGCUUUCACAGGGCUCUGACAGCAGAACUUGAAACCUUGGGGAAAACUGGUAUCAAAACCUCAUGUCUCUGCCCAGUUUUUGUGGAUACUGGGUUCACCAAAAACCCAAGCACAAGAUUAUGGCCUGUAUUAGAGACAGAUGAAGUUGCAAGAAGUCUGAUAGAUGGAAUACUUACUAAUAAGAAAAUGAUUUUUGUUCCAUCAUAUAUUGGUAUUUCUCUAAUACUGGAAAAGUUUCUUCCUGAACGUGCCUUGGCAGCUUUAAGUCGUAUACAGAAUAUACAAUUUGAAGCAGUGGUUGGUCACAAAACCAGAAUGAAAUGAUGUAUGACAAAGAUGUAUGCACAUUUAUGAUGUGAAUCUAAGCACAGAGUCAAUGCUUCAAAGCGUUCUUUCACAUUUUCCAGUGAUGUUUAUAUUAAAAACAUUGAUUUGGCACUAGCAGCAAAACUAAUUGCCUUUCUAUGUCUCAAAACUAGAGAACUGUGAGAAAUAAAUUUCUACUGUUUACAAAUAA
Molecule: messenger RNA, 1221 nt
Organism: Marmota monax (woodchuck)
Lineage: Eukaryota; Metazoa; Chordata; Mammalia; Rodentia; Sciuridae
Product: 17-beta-hydroxysteroid dehydrogenase 13
Exons: 7
Coding region: 126-1028 (300 amino acids)
Cellular component (GO): lipid droplet
Molecular function (GO): oxidoreductase activity, acting on the CH-OH group of donors, NAD or NADP as acceptor
Source: RefSeq, a predicted model, not a curated record